AGAAAGUAAAAAGUAGCUUGAAAGAUGAAGAAGCGUUCAACAACACCUUCCUUAAGCCACCAGCGUUGUCGGAAGCUUCAAAAGCACGCAGAAAUUACGUCCAACUCGAUGACAUCGCCGCCUUCCUCCCGCUCGCAGUUUUCCCCCGUCGUUCCUACCUGCCGCCACCGACCAACCAUCAGAACGAACCCAAGUUUCUCCAAAAUCGCAUCCGCCGCUCCCGCGGACACGCAGCGCAACCCCCGAUCCUACCAAGCGACUGCGAUGGAAGUGAAGCUGCACACGGUACGGACCCUCGUCGGACGACUGCGCGGCGCCGCCGCCGCGCAAGACGGGGCCGCCACGGCCGCCGCGGUGGCCGAGCUCCGCCUCGUCUCUAAGGACGACCCGGAGAUCCGCGCGCCGCUCGCGGACGCGGGCGCCGUGCCCUUCCUCGUCGCGCAGCUCGCGACCGCGGCCUCCGUGGACGCCGCGGCCGCGCUCCUCAACAUCUCCAUCUCCGCGCGGGAGCAGCUCAUGUCCACCCCGGGCCUACUUGACGCGCUCACGGCCGCGCUCCGCACCGACGCCGCCCACCACACCGCGGCCACCAUCCACAGCCUCCUCUGCGUAGAGGCCUACCGGGCCACCAUAGGCGCGAAGCGGCCGCUCCUCGCGGCGCUCGUCUCCCUCCUCCGCGCCGCGCCCAGCACCCGCGCGACCAAGGACGCCCUCAAGGCGCUCUUCGGCGUCGCGCUCUACCCGCCCAACCGCGCCACGCUCGUAGGGCUCGGCGCUGUGCAGGAGCUCUUCGCGCUCGUCAUGACGGACGGCCGUAGCGGGAUCAUCGAGGACGUCACCGCCGUCAUCGCGCAGGUGGCCGGGUGUGCCGAGACCCUGGAGGCGUUCAGGUUGGUGUCCGGGGUGCGGAUCCUCCUCGACCUUGUCGAGCCCGGGGGCGCAGCGACAGCGAGGGCGAGGGAGAACGCGGUGGCCGCGCUGCUUAACCUCGUCGUGGCCGGCGGGGAGCCGGCGGUGACCGAGGUGAUCGCGGUCGGUGGCGCCGAGGAUGCCGUGCGGGAGCUGGCCGAGGACGCCGCGGCGAGCCCGAGAGGGAAGGCGAAGGCGGAAGCGCUGCUGCGGGCGCUGGAGGGCGCCGGCGCGAGGAGGCCGGAGCACCGGCUCGCCGAUUUCUUGAACGGGCUGGUGCAAUCCGAUCCGUACAUCUCGUCGCCGGCGUCGGCGUCGACCCACGGGUAAAACGCUGACGUGUUGCGUCCACGUGCCCUGUACAAAUCUUGUACCGUAUGUAGAUUGGCUAAAAAUACAUUUGUUGGUUAAUGUGAAUAUUCUAGCACAAUAUAUAUCGAGACUUUUAAGGGGAUUUCUGCGUGUAGUUUUGCACCCGAACUUCAGUUUGCAUCCAAAUGAAACAAAUUGCCAGGACUGCUCUGCUAAAUUCUGGAUCUCAUCAUUGUCGCUGGAGCAUUCCCUCUACUAUGCUCUCCUUAGUCACAUAUAUAUAAUUUUUAGGUGAUUUGUCCA
Molecule: messenger RNA, 1524 nt
Organism: Phragmites australis (common reed)
Lineage: Eukaryota; Viridiplantae; Streptophyta; Magnoliopsida; Poales; Poaceae
Product: U-box domain-containing protein 4-like
Exons: 1
Coding region: 25-1239 (404 amino acids)
Cellular component (GO): nucleus; cytoplasm
Molecular function (GO): protein binding
Source: RefSeq, a predicted model, not a curated record